Closterium sp. Yama58-4 is the source of this 1383-nucleotide messenger RNA. The record is from the annotation of a GenBank genome assembly. NCBI's taxonomy places the organism in Eukaryota, Viridiplantae, Streptophyta, Zygnematophyceae, Desmidiales, Closteriaceae.
AUGGAUGUAAGAAUUCAGGCGGUUCUUCUGCUCUGUCUUCUCUCCUCACCGAUUUUCUCCCACGCGUCGCGCCCGUGGCGAGCAGGAACCUCGCUACAGGACCCGCCGACACAAUCGCGUUCAGAGUCCCCCGAGCCGCUUGGUUUGGACGACCUCCGUCCAGAUACAGGCAGCCGCGUCGUGGAAUCCGUCUCAACGGCUCUUUCGGCGUGGGACGACGAUGACAACAACUUAAGCGCAACGAGCGGCGACGGCGCCGCGGCGGCGGCGGCAGCGGCGGCGGCGGCGGCGGCGGCAGAUGAGGCUCUUGGCAACGGCCCCGAGACGGAAGGUUCGAGCGAGGAUGGAGGGCUGGGGACGGAAGAAGACAACAUGAACGUGGUUGUAGCGGGGCAGAACAGCGUCGUGACUUUUGGCGAGGACUCCUCGGAUCUUGUAGCGGACGAAAUUCCCUCGGCUGUAGCAGAGGAGAUCCUCACGGCUGUAGCGGAGGGCGCAGCGGCAGAUAGCGACGUGGAGGAACGCGAAAAUGUGGCUGUAGCGGGGCAGAAUACGGUCGUGCUUCUAGGAGAAGUAGCCGCUGCAGUAGGCGACAAAUUGGUUACAGCAGAGAUGGCGGAAGUUGAGGCGGAGGAGAAAGCGGAAGUUAAGGCGGAGAUGAAGGCGGAAGAGGCGGCGGCGGAAGCCGCGGAGGGACAGGACAUCGCGGCGGAGGUGGAGGCGGCGGCGGAGGAAGCCGCUACCGCCGCUGCUGAGGCGGCAGCAGCUGUAGCCGCAGCUGCAGAAGCUGACACCGAGACGGCUGUAGCAGCGGGCGCGGAGCCUGUAGCAAACGAUGACGCGGUGAGCUCAGACGGCAACGAGAGCCCCGCAGACGCCGAAACAGAGGGUGCCCCAGCCGAUUCGGCUGUAGCAGGGGACGCGAAGUCUGUAGCGGAAGGCGACGCGGUGAGUUCAAACGGCAGCGAGAGCCCAGCAGGCGGUGAAACUGAGAGUGCUCCCGCAGAGGGCUCUGAAACGGCGAGCGCUGAAUCGGAGAAUUCUGAAACGGAGAGCCCUGCGGAGAGCCCUGAAACGGAGAGUUCUGAAACGGAAAGUUCUGCGUCAGCGGAAGCUGGAACAGCAGAGUCUCAGUCCACUGAGGGAGCAGAUACGGAGGCGGAACAAAGUGCAGAUUCGAAUACUGGUGCUCAAGAUUCCGAAUCCGUGGGCAUAGCUAAUGAGGAGAGCCCUGGCAGCGAGAACGAGGGCGACAUUGAGGGUGCUGCUGCUGACAGUGACGGUGCUACGAGGACUCUGGAAGAUGGGCCGACGGCGGAGGAGAUUUUGCCGGAAGGGUCUGACGGACUGGAAGAGGGGGCUACAGCAGUCGCCGUUCAGUAG